Cataglyphis hispanica is the source of this 2641-nucleotide messenger RNA. RefSeq lists its product as uncharacterized. Gene Ontology annotation, biological process: apoptotic process involved in development; engulfment of apoptotic cell; phosphatidylserine exposure on apoptotic cell surface. NCBI's taxonomy places the organism in Eukaryota, Metazoa, Arthropoda, Insecta, Hymenoptera, Formicidae. The transcript has 5 exons. The record is from RefSeq and is a predicted model, not a curated record. Bases 609 to 2219 code for a protein of 536 amino acids. Gene Ontology annotation, cellular component: plasma membrane.
UGCGAACUGCAAGCUGCAGGCUGCAGGAGAAGCGAGAAGCGUUGAUUGACCAAUCAGGAUAAAAAGAUUUCUUUGAGUUUUCACACACAGGACCAUAACCUAUCCCAUCCGUGUAAUAAUAACGACAUGAUACCGAUAUUUGAUUUAUCGCUAUCUUGUGAAAUAGAAGCUUAUCAAAGUUAUCUUCCCCAUUUGUUCGACGUGCUGACUAAUCGAUCAAUCGUAAAAUAUAAUAUAUAUAAUACACUGCUUGUCUUCCUCAUCAUUUUCCCAUAAAGCUCAUUAUAAUUACAUGAGCUGUGCAAUUAUAUAAUUUAUUUCUUUGUAAAGAGAGUUUUUCGUACACAUUUUAUAUAAAUUUGUACUAAAUGGAAGAAUAUUAUGAUCAUGCUGUACUUCGACGAAAAAUUAAAAUAUAUGACUGAAGUGUAUGUCUAUGUGACUUGAUGAAAAUAAUAUAGUGCAGCUUUAUCAUUGAAAUGUUUCGAUUAAUCUAAAGACUGGAAAAAAUCAGAUGAUCUUUAGACAUCUUAGAAAGAACUUUGAUUGUAGGGCAUUUGUAUGCACUAUCUGAACUGAAAGAUGAAACAGAUUUAUUAAUAAAAAAAAUGGCACAAGAGUCAAUUAAACUUUGCCAUAGAAAAUCUACACAUUUCAUGAAAGUCCCAUUAAAGUCAACCGAACAGAUAUAUCUAAUAUUCCUGAUACCAGCAUUAACCAAUUGUUUUAUAUACAUAAUUAAUUUUGCUGCUGACUUAGUGGUAGCUAUUCAACACUUUAAAGAAGAAAAUCUAUUAUGGGGAGCUUGCACUAUUGCAAUUAUGUAUGCCCCGGCACUUACAUAUUUUAUACUGACAAUUUCAAGACCAGAUUGGUGGAUGACAGAUGAUGACAAAGUAUCGAAAGGCAUUUUUAGAUGGUUUGCUCUUCAAGUGUUUCAGUUCAUUGGAUUUGUGUUUUUUGUAUUAUACAGAUAUGCAGGACUAAUUGUACUCUCAGUGGAUGCUAUAAAUUUAUUUGGAGAUGCAAGAGUUAAGACAUUAAACGUAGCCGCAGCACCAGCAGCCAUUGAGUUGUACUUCUUCCUACAAGCAUGGUUUCAAGCCGCUCCACAAGCUAUUUUUCAAACGCAUUUGCUUUUCAGACAGAGUUCUACGCCUCGCAGUUAUCAGUCUGUGUCUGUACAAGCGCUCUGCAUCGUUAUGUCCAUUGUAAUACUAGCCAUUGAAACAGCCUCUUUUCAAAGAUUCGAGAGCCAACGUGUAAAUGGCAGAAAACUACCUUGGGCGAUGUGGCUAAAGAAGUACUGCGUUGAGGAAUUGAACAAUAUAGAAGAAAAAGCGCCAUUACAAGCAUUACCUUUACCUGAAGGAAAGGAACAAGACAACGCCGCGUCGCACGAAUCAACAUCAUCGGAAAUCUCGCCGGAAGACCCAGCCAUUACCGAAAACGAAGGGCAGCACCAAAAUAAAUAUCAUGAAACUUCCUUGCAUCGCCAGAUUUCCGUGACUCCACCGUUACCACCGAAAAAUGCGCGCGUGACGCCACCGCCGACGCCGCUUCGCGGCAUCACAACAGUGACGCCGCUUCCAGUGCCGGACGUACCGGCGCCACCACGUCCAGAUUCCGUUUAUCGAGAAGAAGAAGCAGCGAAAGCAGCAUUGAUUCUUGAGUCAAAUCAAAGACUGAUAGAUAGCAGCGCACAGAGUCUAAAAGUUCCUAAACGUAAAUAUUCCGAAAAAGGUCUCGAGGAAGACGAUCCGAUUGGAAAAUUUCUAUCCUUUCUCUGGUGGUUUCUCUUCAUCCUGGCACGCGUGUUUGCCAUUACUGUAGCUUAUGAAUUCUAUCCAGCAUCUUUACUAGCUGUGCUAGGUGUGCAUUAUGCCAUUAUGUUGAUUUAUCUUUUUUAUUACUCGAAGUAUUACGACGCGAUCACGUUUAUUGUUAAUUUCUGGCUUGGCCUGGUCUACAUAUUCAGUCUGAUCGAAUACCGAAUCAAGUUUAAGUACGCCGACUGGUGGACAUUGCCAUACUAUGUAUUUGUGAUCGUCCAGAACUCGACGCUAACGCUGAUGUGGUACUUGAACAUCGAUUGGGACGGAUUUUGGUACACUUAUAUAUUCUAUACAAUUUUCGUCAGCAUGGCGCUCUGCGUUCUCUCAUCUCUAGUAUACCAUACGAUGUUUAAGCCAAAGAAAUGUAGAGUGUACAGCAGUUGACAGUUGCUAGAGAAGGUUAUGUUCUUUGGAUAAGUUCUAAAAAUCGUACUUCCACUCCUUUGCUUCUAUGCAAAGUAUAAAUAUACUUACAAAUUUUUUUCAAAUAUCGAUAGAUCUCAUCGAAAAAAAUUAAAUGAUGUUAAUAAGCACAAUAGAGAUUUUCUAUAAUUUAUUUACACCUUAACAGGGGUGUUUUUUGACUUUUAUUAAAGGUUUAGAUUUCUUUGCGUCCAGAUGUUGAAGAUAAUAUUUUAUGCAAAAAAAAAAUAUAUUUAUAAAAUGUAUAUUUAUAAGUAUACUAUAUAUUACAACUGUGACUGCAGUCAUACAUUAUUCAUAGAACAAUGAUCGAUAUAGGAAGACUGUUAGACAGUCACACUAUUUAUAGAUUGGUGCAAAAGAAAUUUAUCAAAAUAAAAUUA